AUGUCGACAGCUCGAUCCGUCCAGCUCACCCCGCGCGAGCAGCAGCUUCGCCUCCUGCUCGUCAACGUUGCCAAGUUCAUCGAUUCGACGGCCAAGCUCGGCCAGCCCGUCAUCCUGCGCUGGGCGGGAGGCUGGGUGCGCGACAGGCUGCUGGGCAUCGAGAGCCACGACAUCGACGUCGCCAUCAAUGCCAUGACCGGACAGCAGUUUGCGCAGCAUCUCUCGGAGUAUUGCAAGCGGCCCGAAGCCGUCGAGACGCAUGGCUUUCUGCCCGGCGACAUUGGGCGGCUUCACCACAUUGCAAGCAACCCGGACAAGUCCAAGCAUCUCGAGACCGCCAUGGUCAAGCUGUUUGGCAUGGACCUGGACUUUGUCAACCUCCGCAAGGAGACGUAUGCCGAGGACAGUCGCAACCCGCAGAUGGAGUUUGGCACGGCGGAGGAAGAUGCGCUUCGUCGCGAUGCCACCAUCAACGCCCUGUUUUAUAACCUGCACACGGAGGAGGUUGAGGAUUUCACUGGCGGCAUUCGAGACAUGGAGGCCAAGGUCAUACGGACACCCAUGGAGCCUUUCCAGACGUUUAUGGACGAUCCCCUGAGAGUACUGCGUCUGAUUCGGUUUGCUUCUCGUCUGGGCUUUACCAUAGAUGAGACAUCAGAAAAGUUUAUGAGCGAUGAGAGAGUUCUGGAAGCGCUACGGAAGAAGAUCAGCCGCGAGAGAGUUGGCGUGGAGUUGGAAAAGAUGCUGAAGGGCAAAACUCCCCGGGUGGCGUUGGAGUUAUUGGAUCGCCUCAAUCUCUACCAGGCCAUUUUCAGCGACCCUCUGCAGGAAGAUGUGGAGAUGCCUGACAUAUCCCGAUGGCACGUUGCGUACACCUGUCUCGAUGAGGUGUUACGAGAUCAAGAACCUGGGUCGAUAGGCCGGAUUCUGGUCGAGGACGCCGACAGCACGUAUUUGGCGUGGAAUCUUGCUGCCGUCAGCCCCUGGAUCCCUGUAGAAGAUCGCUCCGGGCGCAAGCAAAAGGCAAACGCCCCCCCUCCCGUUGUUGUCAUUGCUCGCGAAGGCUUCAAAGCUUCGAACAAGCUUACGACCGUCAUGGCGGCCUGCCACAAGCAUCGCGCGGAGAUACUUGCGCUGAAAAAGGCAGUGUGCGAAUCCGCGCCGACGAUACACGAGCGGGACACGGUCGGCAUGGCCAUCAGGAAGUGGGACGCAGGGGGCGGGCACUGGAAGCUUCAAGUAUUGGGGGUGAUGCUGGUUGAUGCCAUGGAGCAGCUUGACAAGUUCCCCGCGGAAGACAGCAAAGUUCGCGACGAGUUUCUUCACGGAUGGGACAGGUUUCUCAAGCACCUCGCCGAGCUGGACGUGUUCGAUGCUCCGAACCUGAAGCGCAUCAUUGACGGGCGCGCUCUGGCAAAGGCCCUGGGCAUCCCGCCCGGCACUUGGAUGGGCAAAGCUUUGGAGAUAUGCAUGGCUUGGCAACUACGUAACCCAGAUGAGAAAGAUCCAGAGGGGGCCAUACAGGCAGUAAGAGACAAGGCCGACGAACUCGGCAUAAGUCCAACAACGUAG
This is a messenger RNA of Trichoderma citrinoviride, 1572 nucleotides long. RefSeq lists its product as hypothetical. Lineage: Eukaryota; Fungi; Ascomycota; Sordariomycetes; Hypocreales; Hypocreaceae. Gene Ontology annotation, biological process: tRNA 3'-terminal CCA addition. The record is from RefSeq and is a predicted model, not a curated record. Gene Ontology annotation, molecular function: ATP:3'-cytidine-cytidine-tRNA adenylyltransferase activity; RNA binding. The transcript has 3 exons. Bases 1 to 1572 code for a protein of 523 amino acids.